GUCCCGGCGUGCCCCGCGCGCUGGGCUGCGCCGCCGGGGGAGCUGCCAGCGCCGGCGGGAAGAUGGCGGCGGAGGCGGCGGAUUCCUGGGACGCCGACAGCUUCGAGGUGGUGGAGCCGGUGGCGAAGCGGCUGGUACCGGGAGUGGCCGGCGAUCGCUGGGCCGGCGAGGAUGAGGAGGACGACGUGAAGGAUAACUGGGAUGAUGAGGAGGAAGAGGAAGAAGUAAAGGAGACAGAGGCAAAACAAGAACUGAAAGUUUCAGAAAAAAAGAAAAUAGCAGAAAAAAUAAAAGAAAAAGAAAAGCUACAGAAGAAAAAGCAAGAGGAGCUUAGAAAAAGGUUAGAGGCACCAGAGGAACAGAAGGAACUUACACCAGAAGAACAGUUAGCAGACAAACUACGACUAAAGAAGUUACAAGAGGAGUCAGACCUUGAGUUAGCAAAAGAAACAUUUGGUGUAAAUAACACUUGUGGAAUAGAUGCCAUGAAUCCCUCUUCCAAAGACGACUUCACGGAAUUUGGCAAACUGCUCAAAGAGAAGAUCACCCAGUACGAGAAGUCGCUGCAUUACGCCGGCUUCUUGGAAGCCCUGGUCCGGGACGUCUGCAUCUCAUUGGAAAUUGAUGAUUUGAAAAAGAUCACAAAUACUUUGACAGUACUAUGCAGUGAAAAACAAAAACAAGAAAAGCAGAAUAAAGCCAAAAAGAAGAAAAAAGGUGUUGUGCCUGGAGGUGGUUUAAAGGCUACGAUGAAAGAUGACCUGGCUGAUUAUGGAGGAUACGAUGGAGAGUAUGUACAAGACUUUGAAGACUUCAUGUGACAUUUAUCUCCCCUUCUGUUGUCUUUCUGUUGCCCAUAAUCCCUUAAACAUGUAGCACAACUUUUCUUCCUUUAAAUUCUGCCAAAUGCUACAAUCAGAAUUGCAGUAUCUCUGUGCUGGUGGUUGAACUCUUGACAGGUCUGUGCUAAAGCACCAGGCUCCUGGCCUGGGCUUGGGGACUGGAAUGAAGACAUUUUAAAGCUAUGUAAAUUGCAGUUAAACAACCCAAAAUUCUGACAGUGGAAACUGUUGCUGUUUGAUUUGCAGCAACAGCCACUAAAUUGGAAAUGAAUUUCAACACCAAAAAGUAUUAUGACCAGCACAGUUCAGUAACUUGGCCUUAACUGUACCUCCUGGAGUGUGUGCUGAACAGAGGCAGUUUGCAGCAGGGGCCUGGUGUGCACUUAUUGUUACAUUUGCUUUGUCUUAAGUUAGAGCUUGAGGUUUUUCAGUGUAUUGUGAAGGGACCUGCCACCCUCAGCCUGGGGUGCUGCACCUGGGACUGCACCAUGUGAGACAGCCCUGCCAGAGCAACAGCACCUGAGGUAGGCAGGGCCAGGGAAGGGUUGCUUAGUUGGGGGAAAAAAAAAAAAUGAUGUGUCUGGAGUAUGAAGUUUAGUUUCCAUUCACCAAAAUUUCUACUAAUGCAGCUGUAUGGUUGGGUAUUCUUUAACAGUUAAUUGCCUGGUUUAAGUGUAAAAAAAAACCAACAAACAAGACUUCCUUUUGGUCUCUCAUGGGUUGUGGUUGAUCUUUCACCACUCAGCCAUUUUCUUUCAUUUAAAAAACAAAACAAACACAAGAAAACAAACUUGCUUUGCAGACUACAGCAGUUACUACAGUUGGGCAAAUUGUUAUGUUAACAAUUAUGACAUCUGCAAUGUUUUAUAAAGCAACUAAUUUAAUAAAAAUCACUAUUGAGGACUUCA
Apus apus (common swift) is the source of this 1750-nucleotide messenger RNA. RefSeq names its product eukaryotic translation initiation factor 3 subunit J (gene EIF3J). Lineage: Eukaryota; Metazoa; Chordata; Aves; Apodiformes; Apodidae. Gene Ontology annotation, cellular component: eukaryotic translation initiation factor 3 complex; cytoplasm. The record is from RefSeq and is a predicted model, not a curated record. The transcript has 8 exons. Bases 63 to 821 code for a protein of 252 amino acids. Gene Ontology annotation, molecular function: translation initiation factor activity.